Penicillium verhagenii is the source of this 3654-nucleotide messenger RNA. RefSeq names its product putative calcium-translocating P-type ATPase(PMCA-type) (gene pmcB). The transcript has 5 exons. The coding region runs from base 1 to 3654 and encodes 1217 amino acids. The record is from RefSeq and is a predicted model, not a curated record. Gene Ontology annotation, biological process: intracellular calcium ion homeostasis; calcium ion transmembrane transport. Lineage: Eukaryota; Fungi; Ascomycota; Eurotiomycetes; Eurotiales; Aspergillaceae. Gene Ontology annotation, molecular function: ATP hydrolysis activity; ATP binding; P-type calcium transporter activity. Gene Ontology annotation, cellular component: intracellular membrane-bounded organelle; membrane.
AUGGCAUGGAAUCAGGAUCCCAAGCAUCUAAGCGUGCAGCAUGCCUUUCAGCAUCGGCCCUCCCACUCCAUAGACGGAGACACUCUCCGUCCUCGCUCGGACUCAUUCGCCUCAAACACAGAAACAGUAGUCCGCUCCAGAGCAAAUUCCGACGUCGGCAACACAGACCCAGACAAAAAGAUAGCAUAUGACGACGUCCUGCUCUCCGAGGCUUUACUCCCCGGUCCUCGCGAAGAAUCAGAUUUCCAUGUCCUCGACAACCGAUUUGCAUUCUCACCGGGCCAGCUGAACAAAUUACAAAAUCCCAAAUCUCUCGCUGCUUUCCAUGCACUUGGCGGCUUACAGGGCCUCGAACGUGGCCUUCGAACUGAUCUUCAUGCCGGUUUGUCUGUCGAUGAAGGUUCGCUGCCGGGAUCCGUGGAUUUUCAGCAAGUGACUCCGCCUUUAUCGUACAGCAGGCGUCCGUCAAUGAGUAAGGCGGCCCUGGAUGAACAGAGCAGCGAGACGCCAAGCAUCAUCCCCGAGACGAAUAGUGGCGAUGGUACGCCGUAUGAAGACCGCAUCCGCGUUUUCGGCCAAAAUAAGCUACCAGCUCGGAAGUCGACUGGGAUUCUCAAACUGUUUUGGAUGGCUUAUAAUGAUAAGAUUAUUAUUUUGCUGACUAUCGCUGCUAUUGUCUCUUUGGCAUUGGGUAUUUACGAGACAGUCGAUGAUGGCACCGGUGUAGAAUGGGUAGAGGGCGUUGCUAUCGUCGUUGCCAUUUUGAUUGUUACAGUUGUCACUGCUGCCAAUGAUUGGCAGAAGGAAAGACAGUUUGCGAAACUCAAUGAGCGAAAUGACGAUCGGGAUGUCAAAGUCAUUCGCUCCGGCAGAUCUAUGAUGGUAUCUGUCUAUGAAAUCAUGGUUGGUGACGUUCUUCACCUUGAGCCUGGUGACUCUAUUCCCGCGGAUGGAAUCUUGAUCUCGGGUCAUGGCGUGAAAUGCGAUGAAUCGUCUGCGACUGGUGAAUCCGAUCAGAUGAAGAAGACUGAUGGUCAUGAAGUCUGGCAGAAGAUCAUGGAGGGUAGGGCGACCAAGAAGCUUGACCCUUUUAUGAUUUCCGGUAGCAAGGUUCUUGAGGGCGUUGGGACCUAUUUGGUUACUAGCGUCGGGCCAUUUUCUUCGUAUGGCCGUAUCAUGCUCUCUUUGCAGACUUCUAAUGACCCUACGCCGCUGCAAGUGAAGCUGGCUCGCUUGGCGGACUGGAUUGGAUACCUGGGAUCAGCCGCUGCAAUUAUCUUGUUUUUGAUCUUGGUGUUUCGGUUCAUCGCCGAUCUUCCGAAUAACCAUGACACACCUGCUGUCAAGGGAAAGGAGUUUGUGGAUAUCCUCAUCGUGGCUGUGACUGUCAUUGUUGUCGCUAUUCCAGAGGGUCUUCCCUUGGCCGUCACGCUAGCGUUGGCUUUUGCUACUACUCGCAUGGUCAAAGAGAACAAUCUCGUACGAGUCCUCCGAGCUUGCGAGACAAUGGGAAAUGCGACAGUCAUCUGCUCUGAUAAGACAGGAACCUUGACACAAAACAAGAUGACAGUGGUCGCCGGUACUUGGGGCUCAAACCAAAGCUUCAGUCAAUCCUCUGAGAUCGAACUCGAUGCCACUAACAAUAGCCCAAUGAGCACUGCAGAGGCCUUUAAGAAGCUCUCGGGCCCGGUGCGGGAUCUCAUUGUCAAAAGCGUAGCGUUAAACUCCACGGCAUUCGCAGAGGACAAGAACGGCCGCAAAGAAUUUCUGGGCAGUAAGACUGAGGUCGCGCUACUGCAGAUGGCCCAGGAUUAUCUUGGCAUGGAUCUUGUUUCGGAACGGGGAUCUGCCAAGAUUGUCCAGCUCAUCCCCUUUGACUCGGCACGGAAGUGUAUGGGUGUCAUUUACCAAAACUCUGGCGCUGGAUAUCGUCUCCUUGUCAAAGGUGCAUCGGAGCUGAUGGUUGCAGCCUGUUCCAAACAGAUCACAGAUCUUGAUGCCUGCAAAGACUCUCUCUACACCGAGUCGCUCUGUGAUGAAGAUAGACAAAACACCAUUUCAAUCAUUGAUCAAUACGCCACAAGAUCUCUUCGAACCAUCGGGAUAGUCUACAAGGACUACGAAUCUUGGCCGCCGCAUGGUCUUAAAAAAUUGGAAGAUGAACCCUCUGCAGCGAAUUUCGACGAUUUAUUCCACGAUAUGACAUGGGUUGGAGUCGUGGGAAUCCAAGACCCGCUUCGCCCAGAAGUUCCAGCUGCCAUUCGCAAAUGCCAUGGCGCAGGAGUCCAGGUCAAGAUGGUAACAGGCGACAAUGUUGCAACAGCUACAGCUAUCGCUUCAGCCUGUGGGAUUAAAACCGAAGGUGGUCUCGUGAUGGAAGGUCCCAAGUUCCGCCAGCUAUCGGAUGAAGAAAUGAACGAAGUGAUUCCCCGCCUCCAAGUUCUGGCACGUUCCUCACCCGAAGACAAGCGAAUUCUCGUUGAACGGCUGAAAAUCCUUGGAGAGACUGUCGCUGUCACAGGUGAUGGAACCAAUGAUGGACCUGCUCUGCGGACUGCUGAUGUUGGGUUCUCUAUGGGUAUUGCUGGAACCGAAGUAGCUAAGGAGGCUAGCUCGAUUAUCCUUUUAGAUGACAACUUCCGGUCCAUUGUGACGGCCAUCGCAUGGGGCCGGGCUGUCAAUGAUGCCGUGGCCAAGUUCCUGCAAUUCCAAAUCACGGUCAAUAUCACCGCUGUGAUAUUGACUUUCGUGUCUUCUGUGUACAGCAGUUCAAACCAAAGUGUUUUGAACGCUGUGCAGCUACUUUGGGUUAAUCUUAUAAUGGACACAUUUGCUGCUCUAGCCUUAGCAACCGACGGCCCAACAGAAAACAUUCUAGAUCGAAAGCCCGUCCCAAAACGCGCAUCUCUCUUCACCUUGACCAUGUGGAAGAUGAUUCUUGGACAAUCCGUCUACAAACUUGCAAUCACAUUCAUGCUCUAUUUCGCCGGCGAUCAACUCCUCGACCCAUACCUCGUUGCCGGCGACCCCGCUCUCCGCGCAAAACAACUUUCGACAGUCGUCUUCAACACGUUUGUAUGGAUGCAAAUCUUCAACGAACUCAACAACCGACGCCUCGACAACCACUUUAACAUUUUCGAAGGCAUGUUCCGCAAUUAUUGGUUCUUGGGCAUCAAUGCCCUUAUCGUUGCCGGCCAGAUCAUGAUAGUCUUCGUCGGAGGCCAGGCAUUCGGCGUAACCCGACUCAACGGCACUCUAUGGGCAGUGUGUCUGGCCUGUGGAUUCGGAUGUCUACCAUGGGCGAUAGUCCUCCGCCUAAUACCCGACCGUCAUUUUGGCCGCGUGUUCAAUGCAGUUGUCAGUGCAUCUGUUUUUCUUUUCAAGCCCUUCUUGAUGGCUUGGAAAUGGGUCGUUCGCGGCUUGAAGGCAUUCUUUCGGCCCUUGACUCGGGUUUUCCGUCGCGUCUUCUCUCGUCGCCAGGUUGUCGAGGACUCAGAGAUACCGAUUGAGUCACCUGCUCAGGUAUCUUCGGACUGUCCUGUUAUUGAUGAGGAAAAUCCACCGGACCACAAGGUCAUUCGACAGGAGAGCCCUGAGUGGGUUUCUACGCCGGGGAUAUCAGUUCCCCCGAUCACGGUGACUGUGUCGCCAUAG